UUCACCACAGUCUCUAGACUCUCAAGCUCGAUUGUCUUCCUGCUUUAGACAGAAACAUGGUACGGCUCACGGAGGGUGCUGCGCGUGGAAGGAAAACGUCGCUAAUCGACUCUCAGCUGGACUUCUAACUCAUCAUGCCGCGUUACACCAGGGUCCUGCUUCUAGUUUUGUGUGUGAGUCUGAUCGGGGAAUGCCGGAAACACAGAAGUAGGAAAAAACGGUGGUCGGCACCGGCCGGGACUCAUAAGCCAGCAAAGGAACUUGCUGGAACACCUGACACUGUUGUUAUUGUAAGGCCAGGCUCCGAGACCAGGAUGGAGGACAGUCCUCUAUCAAAGAAAGUUGUGGAUGGAACUAAAAGCCGGAAGGUAAAGACCAGCCACCUCCUGCGCAUUGAUGAACACGAUUUCACCAUGAGGCCCGCAUUUGCAGGUCCAGCUGUCCCUGUUGGGGUGGACGUUCAGGUGGAGAGUUUGGACAGCAUAUCAGAGGUAGACAUGGACUUCACCAUGACUCUGUACCUGAGGCACUACUGGAAAGAUGAAAGGCUGGCAUUCCCAAGCGCUACAAACAAAAGCAUGACCUUUGAUGGUCGCCUGGUGAAGAAAAUAUGGGUACCUGAUGUGUUCUUUGUCCAUUCCAAGAGGUCCUUCAUCCACGACACCACUACUGACAACAUCAUGUUAAGGGUCUUCCCAGAUGGUCAUGUUCUAUACAGUCUGAGAGUAACAGUUACUGCAGCUUGCAACAUGGAUUUUAGUCGUUUCCCUCUGGACUCACAGACAUGUACACUGGAGCUGGAGAGUUAUGCUUACACAGAUGAGGACCUGAUGCUUUAUUGGAAAAGUGGCGAUGAGUCCCUGAGCACAGAUGACAGGAUUUCUCUGUCUCAGUUCCUGAUUCAGAAGUUUCACACUACCUCCAGGCUGGCUUUCUACAGCAGCACAGGUUGGUACAACCGUCUGUACAUCAACUUCACGCUGCGGCGUCACAUCUUCUUUUUUCUACUGCAGACCUACUUCCCUGCUACUCUAAUGGUGAUGCUGUCCUGGGUGUCCUUCUGGAUUGACCGCAGGGCUGUCCCUGCCAGAGUCUCAUUAGGUAUAACUACGGUGCUCACCAUGUCCACCAUCAUUACUGGAGUGAAUGCUUCCAUGCCCAGGGUCUCCUACAUCAAAGCUGUGGACAUUUACCUCUGGGUCAGUUUUGUCUUCGUCUUCCUGUCUGUGCUAGAAUACGCUGCCGUAAACUACCUGACAACUUUGAGGGAUGGGAAAGACCGCAAACUCAGAGAAAAGGUUAAGGAACAGUCCCAGACACUCCCUUGCACAUGUGGCAUGCCCCAUACCAAGACCAUGAUGCUUGAUGGGACAUACAGUGAGGAAGAUGCCAACAGUCUGGCGGGAUACACAAGAGCCUCGAUGGUUGCCGAGGACAUAUCAGAUAAACAGGAACAGAUGGUAGUGCAUCUGUCUUUGGACAACGAGUCCACUGGCACCAAGAAGAAGGGCAUCCGUGGCUUCCGGAUCAUUCAGAACACCCACACCAUUGACACAUAUUCUCGUAUGAUUUUCCCAGGCUCAUAUAUCCUCUUCAACCUGAUCUACUGGUGUGUGUACUGUUGAGAAUUUUAGCUCAAAUUGUAGUAGUGAAAGAAAAUUACUGUGAAACCGUUCUGUUGGACGUAAGCCUGAGGUUUACCUGUUCAAGUUUGCCAGGAUGGCCUAUCAAAGACAUCUGGGAGUGAAUACUACAUCUACCCAUUUCAUUGUUGAACUGGACAUUCGAUAUAGCUUAUUUUUUAAUUUUUAUUAAUGAA
Molecule: messenger RNA, 1819 nt
Organism: Pundamilia nyererei
Lineage: Eukaryota; Metazoa; Chordata; Actinopteri; Cichliformes; Cichlidae
Product: gamma-aminobutyric acid receptor subunit rho-2-like
Exons: 10
Coding region: 135-1625 (496 amino acids)
Biological process (GO): monoatomic ion transmembrane transport
Cellular component (GO): membrane
Molecular function (GO): GABA-A receptor activity; extracellular ligand-gated monoatomic ion channel activity
Source: RefSeq, a predicted model, not a curated record